AUUAUCAAAACAAAAAAAUAAAUCAGCGGCUCGCACAUUUCCUCGAUUCUACUUAUCGUGUGUUCAUAUAUACCAAACAAAUUCACUACACAACACGCAAUGACCGACGAUUAUCUAAAUAAACCUAUAUCCUUUGGAGCACCGCCGACAUCAGGAAUCGCAGCAAGCCCUCAGCUGCAACCUUUGUCACCGUAUCUAAACUACGAUGCCCGAUACCUUCAAGCGCAACCAGAAUUUAUAUUUCCCGAAGGAGCCUCCAAACAGCGGGGCAGAUUCGAGCUUGCUUUCUCACAGAUAGGUUCCUCAGCGAUGAUAGGCGCCUGCAUUGGCGGUGCGGGAGGGCUGUACAAUGGUAUCAAUGCAACGCGACUAGCUAAACAGACUGGAAAGUUGCGUCGAACACAACUGUUAAAUCACGUUAUGAAGCAAGGUGCUGCGACCGCCAACACGUUCGGUACGAUAGCGGUUAUGUAUUCCGCCUUUGGCGUUGUGUUGCAAUACGCUCGGGGUGAAGACGAUGAAAUCAACACAAUUGCUGCUGGUGGUGCCACUGGACUGCUGUACAAAUCCACAGCCGGACUAAGGAAAUGUGCAAUUGGUGGAGGAAUUGGAUUGGCACUAUCGUCUAUGUACGUGCUUUGGUGUAUGGCUGGUGGUGGUUCGAAAAAGUUGAGCGAUCUUAAAUCACAAUACUUGUAAUCAAAGCAACAAAUCAGGCUAUAGAAUGUACUGUUAAUUUUUAAACAUACUUCAAGUGACAACUGUACCGGGAAUCGUUCAGUGCAGUGUGCUAUCAAAUGUUGGAGUCAUUUGAGAGCAAGCGUGGUUUAACUACGAGCAUUCAGCUAAUUGUGUAUUACCAUAGGCUCAUUUAGGUAGUAGACCAUUCUUCUAAUGUUGCGACAUCGCAUAACUCCAGCACCGUCGUAUAACGCGAAGCAUUACCAGUGAAUAAAUUAAUGAACGGCUUUUGGCUCAUACAGACUAUUGGAGCUACGAAAACACGAUUUUUCUUGAUUUCUAUGGUGAAUUGGGUUUAUUUUUAAUAUUACUUCAAUUUCACUCAGGUUUUGCAAAAAGCAUAACCGUUUCACAGAACUUAAAAGCCUAGACG
Messenger RNA from Anopheles moucheti, 1114 nucleotides. RefSeq names its product mitochondrial import inner membrane translocase subunit Tim23 (gene Tim23). Gene Ontology annotation, cellular component: mitochondrial inner membrane; TIM23 mitochondrial import inner membrane translocase complex. The transcript is spliced from 3 exons. The coding region runs from base 100 to 699 and encodes 199 amino acids. Gene Ontology annotation, biological process: protein import into mitochondrial matrix. Gene Ontology annotation, molecular function: transmembrane protein transporter activity. Lineage: Eukaryota; Metazoa; Arthropoda; Insecta; Diptera; Culicidae. The record is from RefSeq and is a predicted model, not a curated record.